AUGGGAUCACAAAGUGGCUUCUUGCGUUCAAAGUUACAAGCUUUGUCGUCGAAGAUUAAGCAAGCUUCCGUUAAUGGAAAAUGGCGGGAAGUGGUCUCUGGGUAUUCAGAGAUACAAAGAGCUGGAAUUCAACUUGACGAUCCUUUCGUUUUCCCCAUAGUUUUCAAAGCUUGUGCUAAGCUCUCAUGGCUGUUCCAUGGUAGAUGUAUCCAUGCGAGUCUAAUCAAGAGAGGAUUUGAUUCUUUUGUUUCUGUAGGGAACUCGAGUUCUGAUUUCUACAUGAAAUGCGGAGACUUUUGUUCAGCGAUGCGAGAAUUUGAUUGUAUGACUUCGAGAGAUUCGGUGUCUUGGAACUUAAUCGUUUUCGGUCUUCUCGAUAAUGGUUUCGAAGAAGAAGGGUUAUGGUGGUUUUCGAAGUCGAGAGUUUUGGGUUUUGAGCCUAAUGUUUCGACAUUGGUUCUUGUGAUUCGUAGUUUACGAUCGUGCCUCGAUGGAGAGAAGAUUCAUAGCUAUGUGAUUCGUAGUGGGUUUUGCGGGAUUUCGUCUGUUCAAAAUUCGAUCUUGUGUAUGUAUGCAGAGUGUGAUACGUCGAGUGUACGCAGACUGUUCGACGAAAUGUCUGAGAGAGAUGUUAUUUCAUGGAGUGUGGUAAUUCGUAGUUAUGUGCAAAGGAAGGAACCUGUUCUUGGAUUGAAGUUGUUCCGUGAGAUGGUUCAUGAGGCGGAAACAGAGCCUGAUUGUAUAACUGUGACAAGUGUUCUCAAGGCCUGUGCGGUUCUGGAGGAUAUCGAUGUGGGAAGAUCAGUUCAUGGAUUAUCUAUACGUAAAGGCUUUGAUUUUGCAGAUGUGUUUGUGCGUAAUUCACUCAUCGAUAUGUAUUCCAAAGGAUUUGAUGUUGAUUCAGCAUUUAGAGUAUUUGAUGAGACUACUUGUCGAAACAUUGUUUCAUGGAAUUCGAUUUUGGCUGGGUUUGUACAUAACCAAAGGUACGAAGAGGCUCUUAAGAUGUUUCAUUUGAUGGGAAAAGAGGCGAUUGAAGCGGAUCAAGUUACUCUCGUGUCUCUUCUCCAGGUUUGCAAGUUCUUUGAGCAGCCAUAUCCCUGUAAAUCAAUACAUUGCGUGGUAAUCCGGCAUGGAUAUGAGUCGAACGAAGUUGCUUUGAGCUCUUUGAUUGAUGCAUAUACAAGCUGCAAUCUUGUUGAUGAUGCAAGAACCGUGCUUGAUUCGAUGGUGUACAAGGAUGUAGUGUCAUGUAGCACAAUGAUCUCUGGAUUAGCCCGUUCUGGGAGACCCGAUGAAGCAAUCUCAGUCUUCUGUCAGAUGAAGGAUAAGCCCAAUGAGAUCACCGUCAUAAAUCUUCUUGACGCAUGUUCGCUUACAGCAGACUUGAGAAAAUCCAAAUGGGCACAUGGAGUUGCUCUCCGGAGAGGCUUAGCCACAACUGACAUCUCAGUUGAUACCUCUAUAGUUGACGCAUACGCAAAAUGUGGUACCAUAGAAAUCGCGAGAAGGACAUUCGAUCAAAUUCCUACGAAAAACGUUGUCUCCUGGACAGUGAUCAUAUCAGCAUACGCCAUUAACGGUUUACCGGAUAAAGCAUUAGUAUCAUUUGAAGAAAUGAAACGAGAAGGUCACACACCAAACGCUGUGACGUAUUUAGCAGUUUUAUCAGCUUGUAAUCACGGCGGAUUGAUCGCGCAAGGUCUCAUGAUCUUCAAAUCAAUGUUUGAAGAUCACAACAAACCUUCGUUGCAACAUUACUCUUGCAUUGUUGACAUGCUUAGCCGAGCUGGAGAGAUUGAUACAGCGAUGGAACUAAUCAAGAACCUUCCAGAAGACGUAAAACCCGGGGCUAGUGCUUGGGGAUCAGUUCUUAGCGGUUGCAGAAACCGUUCAAAAAAUGGGAUCAUUCCCUCAGAGGCAAUAGCUGAGGUUCUUGAGCUUGAGCCCUUGUGUUCUUCAGGGUAUGUACUCGCGUCAAGCGUGUUCGCUGCUGAGAAAUCGUGGGACAAUGUAGCGACGAUGAGGAGGCUGGUCAAAGAGAGAAAGGUUCGGGUCGUUGCGGGUUAUAGCAUGGUUCUUGAAGGAACCAUAACUAGGAGGUUUUUGGCUGGGGAGAAGCUAAACCAGAGUGGUUGUGAAUUAAACGACGUCGUUCAUAGUCUUCAUAGAUGCCUGAGGUUAGACGAUUCGGAAGGCCCAUUAAAAUUGUGCUAA
Arabis nemorensis is the source of this 2217-nucleotide messenger RNA. Lineage: Eukaryota; Viridiplantae; Streptophyta; Magnoliopsida; Brassicales; Brassicaceae. The record is from the annotation of a GenBank genome assembly.